AUGCUGUUGGAUUCUAAUGCCAGGGCACUGGGUCUCAGUACGACAGGUUCACAAGUGCCGUUGGUUCAACAUUUAGUCCACAGUCGACAGACGGAUAAAUUAGGAGUACUCUUGGAUGCCCUAGAAAAAUUGGCAAAAGAAAACGAGGAGCUGCCUGUCGACAUAAGCGAGCCAGAAUUUGACAAUACGACCAUUUUACACCAUGCAUGUAUAGCCGGAAGCUCAACUAUUAUCAAACGUCUGAUGGACAUGUUGGAUUUGAUGACAGAUCGAAAACUGUGUCACUUCACUCAAAAACAAGUCCUUAAUUUUGUCGACAACUCAAAAUUUGCUCAAAUAAACUCAACCCAAAGUUGUCUUCAAAUUUUGAUCCGGUCCUCAAGUUUUGAGCCGAAGGAAAAACUGGAGUUGAUUCGACUUCUUCUCGAAAAUGGCGCCAACCCGAACAUCAAGUUCGGUUUUCCUGACUUCUCCGAAGACUCCAAUAAGUCGGCGGAAUCGAUGUCACUUUUGUUAGAGGCGUCAGCAAUGGGGCAAGAAAGGCUAAAAAUUGUUCAACUUAUGAUGGAUUUCCACGCCAAAGACGAAGGCCAACGGGCUUUAGAGGCUUCCAUUCUCGAAUUCGACGACGAGCUCUCGGAUUUAAUUCUAGCAAACAGCUGGCCCGCAAUAUCCGAUGCGGGAAACCAGAUAAGUUCAGCUGGCCGCAAAUCAGGAGUGCCCUGCUCUGAAUUAGUUCACGAGUUGAAGAAAGCUCUCGCACCCCUCGGUUUUCAUAAAACCUCUUUGGCAGACCACAAAGUCAUGUUCUACCGACAAACAUCAGCCUACGCCUUUCACGAGUUCAGACAAACUGGAAACUUGACGCGGAAAAUGUCACAGAAAAUAAGUUUCACCCUGGAACCACUUUCAGUGAGCUUCACUGGUAUAGAUAUCAGGAAAUCUAUAGAUCGGGAUCUGAUUUUGAAGACCAUUUUGCACUUUUAUCGAAGAUGUUCCGAGUUCCAAUAUUACUUGAGCACUUUGAAAAUAGUGCCGAUGCAUCUCUUGACUGAUUUGAUCACCACUGUCAAAAUCGAGAACUGCAGUUCAUUGCAUAGUUUAGAUGAAAGGUUCUUCACUGAAUUCCGCAGUUUGAAUUAUCUCUCUGUGACUGACAACUCUUCGUUGAAAAGCCUUCCGAGCAUUUGUGGGGCUGAGAAAAGUCCAAUUGAGAUCCUGGUACUGGACCGAAACAAUCUGGAAACGAUUCCCAGUUGGCUGUUUUCAAUGAAGAAACUUCGCAUGCUCAGUCUAUGUGCAAACUUGUUCUCGGAACUUCCGGUCAGUAUGUGGAUGGCUUAUGCCAUUGAAGACAUUAACCUCUCCAAAAACCCGAACUUGAAAAAACUACCAGUUAAAAAUCUGAGCUGCUUCCGAGAAAUUUGGAGGAAGAGUAAAAAUUCUUUGCGAUCUUCAAAAGCUUCAGCUUCAGAUUGUGAAGAAGAGCCAUCGAAUGGUUCUAAACCAGAAGACAGUUCAAGUGCCAGCGAGGUAGUGGACUUUGAAAUAGUUUCAACUGAUCGACCGCAUGUUUCAAAGCCACAAUACAAGCGGGUUUCCUUUUUUGAGAAGCACUACAUUUCAGCCAAUGACGUUAGACCACAACAAAACUUCUGCUAUGAUGAAGGGGAACUACAUUACGGGCUCAGAUUGCACACUUUGACGGUUCGUGACAGCAGUUUAGAGGAACUACCUUAUAAUCUGGCUUGUUUGGCGCCCCGACUUCAUUACUUGUACUGCGAGAGAAACAAAAUCAACAACAUUUCCAUCCCCGAGCAGUUUCCGCCGACCAUCAUGGGAAUGAACUUUGACUCGAACGAACUGACCUCAAUUGAGUUUUUGAGGAAACAGAACCUUAGUUGCAUGCGGUCAAGCGAAAACUGGAUUGUGGAAGAAGAUUGUGCGGAUUGUUUUGACCGAAAAGAUUCCCCUUUUCACCAGGCACACGUUGAAAGAUGCAAACAUAAUAGCCACAUGAGACUCGAAAUUCUGAAAAGUCUAGACUUGAGUCACAAUAAAAAGUUGACCACAGUCGAGUUCGAUUAUCUAGAAAGACGAGAGAACAUUUUGAUUCCUACUACAAGACUACCUGCUUUGGGAAACUUGCACAUAAAUGACUGCAAUUUGAAAGAAAUUUCGGACUCUAUCACAAGGUUGCGAAACCUUGGUUGGUUGCAGAUAAACAAUAACCCCGAGAUCAGAACUAUUCCGGAGGAUAUUGCACUGCUGGACAAACUGCAGACGUUCUCCUUCGAGGGGUGCCAAGUAGCCGAUGAGAUGCUACGCAAUCAUAAAGGAUCGGCUAAAAACAUUCUGAAUAUUUUAUCGGCCAAAAGAGAAGGAAAAUCUGCGUGGCGGCGAUUGAAACUGAUGUUCAUGGGGGAAAGCAAUGCUGGAAAAACUUCAUUGGUCAAAGCGCUGGCCAAAUGUGGCAACGGGUCCAGCUCCAACAAAUACGCCGGCGUGAUGCGAUACGCGAUUCGACAGCAUUACGAGUUUGAAAAGCUGGAACAGGAGCGAAACCGGAUGCCAUUUCUGAGCACAGUUGGGAUCGAUGUGAACGACUGGGUGUUCCCCAAAGACUGGGCGGAUGGGAAGAUGGCUCCGAUCUGGUUCGACACUUGGGACUUUGCAGGACAAGAAGUGUACCAAAUUACUCAUCAGUACUUCAUUUCACGCCGCUGUUUGUACUUGUUGGUGUUCAACACAGUUGAGAAGACGGCAGAGGGAAAGUACCGAGUGAGGGACAAACGCAGUCUGCUGCAGGAGCUGAAGAAGUGGCUCAACAACAUCUACUGUCGCAUCCCAAAUGCACGCUUCAUUCUCGUUGGCACCAGGAAGGACCAAGCAAGAAACGCACAAGGCUGGGCACCCGAAUAUUUCGAGAUGAUGCGGACGUUUCUGCGAGACAAGUUCAAGCAACCGAGUGACGAGCAACGCAACAGGUCAUCCGGAUUCCCCAUAAUCCAAGACGUCAUCUUUGUGACGUGUUUGCACAAUCAUGAGGAACAGAUUUCGUCCCUGAGUAAAUACAUCUGGCAGCCCGAAUAA
Symsagittifera roscoffensis is the source of this 3093-nucleotide messenger RNA. Its product is annotated as leucine-rich repeat serine/threonine-protein kinase 1-like. The transcript has 6 exons. Gene Ontology annotation, molecular function: protein binding. Bases 1 to 3093 code for a protein of 1030 amino acids. NCBI's taxonomy places the organism in Eukaryota, Metazoa, Xenacoelomorpha, Acoela, Convolutidae. The record is from RefSeq and is a predicted model, not a curated record.